Messenger RNA from Brachypodium distachyon (stiff brome), 688 nucleotides. Its product is annotated as non-specific lipid-transfer protein 2. The coding region runs from base 97 to 390 and encodes 97 amino acids. Gene Ontology annotation, biological process: lipid transport. The transcript has a single exon. The record is from RefSeq and is a predicted model, not a curated record. Lineage: Eukaryota; Viridiplantae; Streptophyta; Magnoliopsida; Poales; Poaceae.
CGUGUCCGCGGUUCCCGUGUACCACCAACCGCACAAUCAUCUCCCUCUUCCACCACCACACCGCCAGUAGAAGUUGUAGAGAAAUUAAGGCCGACCAUGGCGAAGGCAGCGGCGACGUGCGUAGUUGCGAUGGCUUUGGCGUUGGCGGUCCUGAUGGCGUUGGCGAGCGGGGCGACGGCGGCUCAGUGCAACGCGGGGCAGCUGAUCGUGUGCGCGCCGGCGAUCAUCGGCGGGGCGGCGCCGACGGCGGCGUGCUGCUCCAACCUGCGCGCGCAGCAGGGCUGCUUCUGCGAGUUCGCGCGCAACCCGGCCUACGCCAGCUACAUCAAAAGCCAGACCGCCCGCAAGGCCAUCGCCGCCUGCCGCGUCGCACUCCCGCGCUGCCCCUAGCUUAGCUAGCUGGCCUCUGCUCUGCCUGCUACUGCUACCUCCAUGGCCGCUGCUGAACGACGUCUAUAUAUACGCACGUCGCGAGAGAUGCAAGCCUCUGUAUGGUGUAUGAAUAAAGGCUUAGAUAUAGCAAACCCGAUGAAUAAAUGGUACUGCUCCGGUGUGUAUUUGUGUUCUCUUGUGUGUAAUUUGGCGAGUAACUUGAUCGAUGGAUGGAUGUCGACCGAUCUCUCGUGUGUGUGUGUGUAACCGGUGAGUAAUUUGAUCUAUGCAUGUCGAUCGUCGAUCUUGUUUUUAA